AUGCCUGCGCCGCAGACAAAGCGCCGGCGCUGUGUCGUGCUCGAGGACGGCACAACCAUCGGCUGUCACCAACGCAACGUCCACGAGACGCACAUCGUCGUGCUCGAGCCUGCGGGCCACACGUACUUGUACAUCCAGCCGGAUGGGACUCAGACGCGGCACUUGACGUCCGCUGCGCUGUCCAGUCAGCGAACAACGGUCAUCGACACACUCAAUCUGCGCAACCGCUUUUCGAGCCACUUGCCCUAUUUAUGUCGUCGACUGCUGGACACAAAAGAUGUGCGGUAUCAGCGACGGAUUAGCACACAACGGGCGAGGUGGCCGUUACACCAGGGGAAGGUCAAGGUUGCAACCCUGUACAACAGUCUGGCGAAAGGUUUUGAGCUGCAGUCGAUGGAAGGAGCGGCUAAAGUGCGAUUACACGCGAGUGGUCAGGUGGUCGAGUUGUAUUACUCGAUAGAGGUCAAAGCAUCUGACGAUGACGGAAAGGAGGGGAGCAGCGAUUGUGCACACUACACCACACUGCGUCAGUCGUUUGCAAUUUCGCAGACGCCCGCGAGCUUUGACUUUCCAGUGCGCUUCUUGUCAGCAGCUCGAGCAGCAUGGGAAGAAGAUCCGGAAGCAGAGAUUGAGUAUGCGCGAUAUGACGAGGAGACGAGUGUGCGUACGAGAGUGUCGCUGUUGCCUGGGAACGGCGCCUUUGCUGCGCGUCCAGCCUUUGCAGUUCUUGUGGCAGGCAACGAUUCAGGGGGCGGUGCUGGUGAAAAGGGUCUGACUCUGGCGGAGAUACUGCGAGUUGCUGCGCUUCCGUCCAAGAUGUUGUACCGUCGUGUUAUGGUAGAGGUGAUUGGCGAAGAGGCGACGCUGUUUGUGUCACGCAAGUCGAGCCACAUUCAGCCAGAAGUCGUGGUACGCUUGGACCAGGACCACUCGUUGUUGACGGCACGUGACGGGUUCUUCAGCUGGUACGAUGAGGCUGGACGACUGCAGCACCGGUUCACGCGCGAGACGAUUCCGCCGUCAUCUGCGUUGGACACGGAGCGCACCAGCAUUUCCGUCGUCUCUAUAUGUCAGCAUGUCGACUUCGUGCUCCAGGCUUUCAAGUACGCGUCCGAAACACUUCAGUUGAACCUGUCGCCGUCACCUCUACUGCAGGAUGAGAUCAAGCUCGUGGAAGAGGUUGAAAACAAGGCCGGACGCUUUCGUGCGUUCUGCGAUGGCCGCAUCCGCGUUGCUUUCGCAGACCGCACCAUCCUGCAAGUCGAACGCGGUGGCGACCUCUGUUCCUUUUUGUUUGCUGACGGUAGCGCGAGCCAGACGACACUGCCAUCAGCGCCGCUUCGACAUCGUGUCUACAUCUAUCAGGCGCUGGAAUUCGGCGAUUGGGCGUUUUCGACUCACGAGCAGCGCAUGCAGCGUCACGUGGAGCGGCAAGAGGCGCAGACGAUCGUUGCACAAGAGCUCCAGCGGAUCAGCGUGUGCUGCAAGAUGAACAGCGGUCCGAGCUUGCGGCUGAAGUGCAGCGGGAAAAAAACUGUGUCGCAGAUCGGUGCGGUUCGCGGCAUGGACGGACAAACGCCAUUGCCAGCGCUAUCGCUAGUUGAGGUACAAAGGCUCCAGGCGGCUACACUGCAGCACAUCGUCAGCGUUGAUCACGCACUGCAUGAUGCUGCUGCGUGUGUGGCACCUUCUACCCCGACCAGCACCGUCAACGACUAG
Messenger RNA from Hyaloperonospora brassicae, 1719 nucleotides. The record is from the annotation of a GenBank genome assembly. Lineage: Eukaryota; Oomycota; Peronosporomycetes; Peronosporales; Peronosporaceae.